AUGAGUGACCAGUUUGAUUGUGCUUUAGAUUUGAUGCGUCGUUUGCCACCUCAAAAUGUAGAGGAAAACUUGGCUAAACUAUUUGAGUUGGUACACCCAGACUUGGCAGAUGAACUCUUGUCUGCUAUUGACCAACCUCUUAAAGUAAAGCGUUGCUCAAAGACAGGUCGGGACUAUCUUGUAUGUGACUAUAAUCGAGACGGCGACUCUUAUAGAUCCCCUUGGAGUAACGAAUAUGAGCCUGAGUUACCUGAUGGUGCUAUUCCUUCCCCUACGCUUCGUAAACUUGAAAUAGCAGCCAAUGAAGCAUUUGAUACCUAUCGCGAAAUGUAUUAUGAAGGCGGUGUUUCAUCUGUUUAUGCAUUUGAAAUUGAUGAUAAAUUUGCUGUGGUUGUGUUAAUUAAAAAAGUGAGCGAUGGUGCUAGACGUAUGAAGGGAGCAUGGGAUUCUAUCCAUGUCUUCGAAGUGCAAGAGCGUGGUCGUAAUGCACAAUAUAAGCUUACUUCUACUGUCAUGCUCUACAUGAUUACAAAUAACCAAGGCCUUGGUAACUUGAAUUUGAGUGGUAGUAUGACAAGACAGAUUGAACAAGAUUUCCCUGUGGAUGACCCUGCUGCUCAUAUCACCAACAUUGGUCGUAUGGUUGAAGACAUGGAACUAAAGAUGCGUAAUUCAUUACAAGAAGUCUACUUUGGUAAAACAAAGGAUAUUGUCAAUGAUCUUCGAAGCCUUGGUUCAUUGGAAGAAACCAAGAAACAAGCAAAGAUUCAACAGGAACUUGUGGAUCGUUUAAUGGACAGACCGAGAAAUGGCAUUUAA
Molecule: messenger RNA, 819 nt
Organism: Gilbertella persicaria
Lineage: Eukaryota; Fungi; Mucoromycota; Mucoromycetes; Mucorales; Choanephoraceae
Product: F-actin-capping protein subunit beta
Exons: 4
Coding region: 1-819 (272 amino acids)
Biological process (GO): barbed-end actin filament capping; actin cytoskeleton organization; cell morphogenesis
Cellular component (GO): cytoplasm; F-actin capping protein complex
Molecular function (GO): actin filament binding
Source: RefSeq, a predicted model, not a curated record